This is a messenger RNA of Gossypium raimondii (Peruvian cotton), 2163 nucleotides long. RefSeq names its product xylan glycosyltransferase MUCI21. Gene Ontology annotation, molecular function: glycosyltransferase activity. The transcript is spliced from 3 exons. The record is from RefSeq and is a predicted model, not a curated record. NCBI's taxonomy places the organism in Eukaryota, Viridiplantae, Streptophyta, Magnoliopsida, Malvales, Malvaceae. Bases 511 to 2049 code for a protein of 512 amino acids.
CUAUUGUUUUUGACCUUCAUUAUUAUUAUUAUUAUUGAAGAAAAAGGGAAACAACCCCAGAAGCUCUUUUCCUUGGACCUUGUUCUUCUACAUAGCUUAGCAAGGCUGCUGGCAGCUAUGCAUUUGAGCUUGCCUGCCUUGUAACAAGCCUCCUCUUCGCUCAUAUAAAUAUCUCUCUUCUUCCAUUCUUUCUAUUAUACUUACUGUAACUUUCUUUUCUUUUCUUUUCCCUCAGCUCUCAUAUUUCUCGGAAAAAGAUUUAAAAAAAACAAAAAAACAAAAGAGACAGCUUCCUCAAAGCACUCACAACAUAGUUAUAUCUGCUUCUCUCUCUCUUAAAAUAAUAUUUUUAUUCCUUUCUUCGAACUGGGGUUUUAGUUCUUUUAGCAGCCAACCAUAUAUAGCAUAAAAAGCAAGCUUUCUCUCUGUUUUUGGGUUGAGUCGUUUAAACGGCAAGGCUAACUCAGAACAUAAAAGUUGAAAAGGAAGUUUGGGUUUUGAACAUAAGAAAUGGUGCAGCAUCAGCGUUACAGUCAGUUGAAAAAUGGUGGAGAUGAAGAGGCAGCAACCCUUGUUUUCGUGUGGACGAACCGUGGUUAUUACAGGAGAAGAAGGCCUAAGAUUCUCUCUUUCCUUUUACUUUCUCUUCUUUCUUGUGGCUUCAUAUUGGCUCCUCACUUCUUUAGCUUUUCUUCUGCUUUAUCUCAUCUCUCAGAUUUUUUUGGUGUACAAAAUGACGGCCUUUCUGGUGAUUUGGAUGUAAAUGCUCCUCUUUGUUCUUCAAUCUCUAAUGGUUCAGUUUGCUGUGACAGAAGCCAUUUUCGAUCUGAUAUUUGUUUUAUGAAAGGUGACAUAAGAACACAUUCUCCCACCUCUUCGGUUUUCCUUUAUUCACCAAAAAACAGCGACGAUAACGUUUCAAGUACGGUUGAUGGUGAUGAACUUCAACACGAAAAGAUCAAACCUUAUACCCGAAAAUGGGAAACGAGUAUAAUGGCCACCAUUGAUGAAUUGAACCUUAUCUCAAAGAGACGAAAUUCGGACGUUGACCAUUCUUGUGACGUAAUUCAUGAUGUUCCAGCAGUUAUCUUCUCAACUGGAGGCUACACAGGCAACGUUUAUCAUGAGUUCAAUGAUGGGAUCAUCCCUCUGUACAUCACUUCGCAGCAAUUUAACACGGAGGUGGUGUUUGUGAUCCUUGAAUAUCAUGAUUGGUGGGUUAUGAAGUAUGCUGACAUCCUUCCACAUCUCUCCAGUUAUCCACCAAUAGACUUCAAUGGAGACAAUCGAACCCAUUGCUUUACUGAGGCAAUAACUGGGCUUAGAAUCCAUGAUGAGCUCACUGUGGACCCUAUAUUGAUGAAGAACAAUGAGAGUAUUGUGGAUUUUCGAAACCUUCUUGAUAGAGCUUACCGACCCAGAAUUACAGGUUUGAUACGAAAAGCACAGGAGAAGACAUCAGGGUGUGCAUUAGCUACCCCAAAAAGGAUGCACAAUCAACCAAAGAAACCAAAGUUGGUGAUACUGUCUCGGAAAGGUUCUAGAGCAAUAACUAACCAAAACAUUUUGGUGAAAGCAGCAGAGGAAAUUGGGUUUGAGGUUCAUGUUUUGAGGCCGGAGCCAACAACGGAAUUAGCAAAGAUUUACAUGGAACUUAAUUCAAGCGAUGCCAUGAUUGGUGUCCAUGGUGCUGCCAUGACUCAUUUCUUGUUCAUGAGACCUCGCUACUCGGUUUUCAUUCAAGUGAUCCCCCUAGGAACAGAUUGGGCAGCUGAGACAUACUACGGGGAGCCAGCAAGGAAGCUUGGUUUGAAGUAUAUUGGGUACAAAAUCAGCCGUAGAGAGAGCUCAUUGGUUGAUGAAUAUGAUAAAGACGAUCCCGUUCUCACAGACCCUUCUAGUUUAAAUCAAAAGGGAUGGGAAUACACCAAGAAAAUCUAUCUUGAGCGUCAAACCGUAAAAUUAGACCUCACCAGAUUCCGGAAGCGCCUUCUUCGUGCUUAUGACUAUAUCACUAGAAUUCAUCUCCAGUCUCAGCAUUUGGCUUAAUGAAAUGUGAUCCUUUGGAACCACACACACGUAGAUAUUAUACAGCUGAUUUGUACAGUCGGCAAACUUUUUGUACAUUGUAUUGUUCAGCCUAAUCAGUUGUUUUCUCUAAAA